AUGAGCGACAGCGAUAAAUACCAGGUUGAAGAGCCAGAACUUGCCCCCGACGACCCCAUGCGGAACUUUCUGCCCACGUCGUUCGGCAAAAGGUCCAAGGAGGCCAACAUUGCUACCCAGAUAGAGCAGUCAAGGAGGCAGGUGGAGGCUCCAGUGGCUUCGAAGAAGGCCGCGUCUGGAACAGACAGUGACAGCGACAGCGACAGCGACGAUGAUGACUCGGACGACUCGGAAGACGAGGACAAGUUCCCCGUCUCACACGAACUGGUCCUCCACACCCAUGACCGCGCAAUUACAACCGUCGCCCUGGACCCGGCUGGCGCCCGAAUGCUCAGCGGCUCCCUCGAUGGCACCGUCAAGUUUCACGACUUUGCAGCCAUGACGCCAACCACGUUGAGGGCUUUCAAAAGCGUAGAUCCAUGGGAGGCAAAAAAGUCCUCCAACGCGCCCGAUUCGCAUCCGAUCCAACACAUAGCGUUCAGCCCGCUCUCCGGGAGCGUCUUUCUCUGCAUUACGGCGCACCCCCAGGCGAAGAUAAUGUCGAGAGACGGCGAUGUGUUGACUGAAUUUGUCAAGGGCGAUAUGUACCUGCGCGACAUGAACAACACCAAGGGCCACGUGGGGGAGAUUGCGGCCGGCGCAUGGCAUCCCACGGACCAGAACAUCUGCGUCACGGCUGGUUCAGACAGUACUUUGAGAAUAUGGGACGUCAACAACAAGAGAAGUCAGAGAGACGUGAUUGCCUUCAAGUCUAAGGUGGUCGGCACCGCCGGUCGCACAAGGAUGACGGCCGUCGCAUGGGGCGCACCGGCCCAGGGCGGCAACCCUGUUCUGGUGGCGGCCGCACUGGAUGGGUCUCUGGUCAUGUACAGUGGCAAUAGCCCAUUCAACCGACCCACAGCAGAGAUUCGCGAUGCACAUAAGCCUGAUACCUGGACUGGAGGAGUUGAUAUCAGCUCUGACGGGCGAAUGGUCGUGACGCGAGGCGGCGAUGGCCUGAUCAAACUUUGGGACACUCGCAAGUUCAAAGAGCCGCUGGUCAAGGUUGAGCAUGCGUCUACCUCUGACCGUUUCCCCAUGACCAACAUUAAAUAUGCCCCCAACUCGUCGUGCAUCAUCACCGGCUCCGCCUCGGGCCACCUCCACAUUCUAAAUCCGGGGAAUCUCAGAGUAGAACUCGUCACACCGGUUACCCCUGGAGCACCGCUCAUUGUGGUGGACUGGCAUGCCAGGCUUAACCAGAUCGUGACGGGCUCGGCGAAUUCGGAAACGCAUGUGCUGUAUAACCCCACCAUGUCGACUCGCGGUGCGCUUGAGGUCAUGACGCGCGCUCCCAAGAAGCGACACGUCGACGACGACCCAGCUUUCACCAUGGACCAAAGCGCCGGCAUAUCGGCCGACUCGAUAAUCACACCGGGCGCGAUACAGGGGACGAAGCGCGGGGGAGUGACAGCGUCCGGGAAGUCUCGCGACCCGAGGAGGCCGCAGGUGCAACAGAUCACGCCGUUCAUGAGGAGUCAGCCGGACGAGAAACAUAUUUCGGAAAAUAUCCCCCUGAGUCGCAUGCUGCACGAGGAUCCUCGAGAGGCGCUCUUGAAAUACGCAGACAUUGCGAAAAAAGACCCCAAGUUCACGGGCGCUUGGAAAAGCACACAGCCUGUCACGCAGUAUGCUGAAAUAAGUGACGACGAGGCUGACGGUGGACCGAACAAGAAGGUGAAAAGAUAG
Molecule: messenger RNA, 1728 nt
Organism: Lasiosphaeria miniovina
Lineage: Eukaryota; Fungi; Ascomycota; Sordariomycetes; Sordariales; Lasiosphaeriaceae
Product: WD40-repeat-containing domain protein
Exons: 1
Coding region: 1-1728 (575 amino acids)
Cellular component (GO): site of double-strand break; nucleus
Molecular function (GO): protein binding
Source: RefSeq, a predicted model, not a curated record